Messenger RNA from Porites evermanni, 238 nucleotides. The record is from the annotation of a GenBank genome assembly. Lineage: Eukaryota; Metazoa; Cnidaria; Anthozoa; Scleractinia; Poritidae.
AUGUUUGGAGCACUUGAAAUUGUUGGAGCUAAAGAAGAAAAACAGAAAGAAAGACAGACUGGAGAAGUCGUCUGUUAAAGCUAAAAUGACUUACCAAGACUAUGAUUGGGUUGGCUUGCUCAAUGAUGGGAUUCUGAGUAAGCAAACAGGUGCUGUGGUGGACAAAUACGUACAAUACCAUCAUCCUUUAAAGAAAGAUAAAUUGAUUGAAGUGCAAAGAAAUAUAAUAAGUAAUUGA